AUGCGCUUCCACGGGGCAAUAUCUGCGCUUCUUCUCGUUGCAUCCCACUAUACUUGUGCAUGCCCUACACAAAUCGAUGAGCGUGAGGCAGCUGCCCACCUAUCUCCUAUACUCAAAGGCCGCGACGUUACCAUCAACACGUACGACUAUGUCCCAACUAACGGACCCCUGACUUGGCACAAGACUCCUGGCAACGGUUUGUGCAAGUCUGGGACUCGCCAAUCCCCUAUCCUCCUAGGCAACGAAAUCCACCAGACCGGCGUGGGCGCCGUCCAAUUCAGUGCGCCUAACGCGGCAGGCAAGCUCGAGCACAAAGGGACGGGUAUUGAAGUCAAAGAAGUGAAGGGAACCCUGAAAUACGCCGCGCGCACCUACGAACUAGACAAUUUUCAUUUCCACACGCCGAGCGAGCAUCGCAUCCACAAAGAGCAUUACCCUGUCGAAAUGCAUAUGGUGCACAGAGACACGAAUGGCAAUAAUACCCUUGUGCUCGGCUUCGUCAUCCAGCUCUCUACUAAACAGUACAGUAGCCUGCCCCAUGUGGCACUCGCAAAAGUGGGCCAGAUUUCUCCAGGGCAGCACGUAAUGACCACUACGCUUCAAUUCGAUGAGAUUGCCUACUAUACAAGCCACCAGAGAUUCUACAGUUACGGUGGUAGCCUGACCACCCCACCUUGUACCCAAGACAUCCAAUGGCUUGUCGGCACCGAGCCUCUGCAUAUGGAUGUGGGCACCUACAAUGCGCUCAAACACGCCGUCAAGUACAACUCACGUAUUAUACAGAACUCGCCAGGGAGUACAAACGUGAUUCAACUCGCUUGCUAG
This is a messenger RNA of Endocarpon pusillum Z07020, 825 nucleotides long. RefSeq lists its product as uncharacterized. NCBI's taxonomy places the organism in Eukaryota, Fungi, Ascomycota, Eurotiomycetes, Verrucariales, Verrucariaceae. Gene Ontology annotation, molecular function: zinc ion binding; carbonate dehydratase activity. Bases 1 to 825 code for a protein of 274 amino acids. The record is from RefSeq and is a predicted model, not a curated record. The transcript has a single exon.